GGGGGACACGCGGCGAGGGGAACCCACACAACGGUUCACAUCGUUGGUUAUACCAGCGGUCAUCAGUCUUCACAAGGACUUUGAAGCGUUUGACACGUACGUCUGUUUUUUUUAAUUGUUGCUCACAUUGAGACAAUAUUCUGUUCUAUACGCCAAACGAUGAUUGUUUACAUCUAUCGCAACCUGCAGGGAUUCCCGGUCGCGUUGUGAUGUGAUCUUGUGACUGUUUUGUGGUUGUGCCACCGACUAUUUGGAUUUUUUUUUGUUGUCUAUCGCUAAACUCGAAAAUGCCGAAAAUAUUUUUGAUCAAAAACAGGUUGCACCAGCAGCAACAGCAACUGAGGCUCGAAUCUCAAAACGCCGGAAACGCGAAGAACGAUCUUGGAAUCGGAGAUAAUCAACCCUUGCCAUUGAUCGUACGCAAAAAAGACGAUGGAGAAAAGAAGCAGGAUGAACGAGCAAAAUCGAAGUCCCCAUCGCCCGAAACCCCCAAGCCCACGAACAUCCCGCCGCGACGCUUCAUCUCAUCGAUCCUCGGCGGUGACAAGCCCUACGGCAGCCGAGGACACGUCCUGACCAGGGCCGAGCGCAAGGAAUACCCGUCGUUGUUCAAGCAGGAAAAGAUAACGCUGCCCGGCGGCCAGAAGCCUUCGCAGGACACGCCGCGACCGGCCAAUUUGGCGCCCGUUCGACAAUUCUCCGUCAUACAGCGGACGCCCAAAUCGUCCACGAAGAGGGAAGAAGACACCGACAUCAGAGUACCAACGAAUUUGGUGGUACAGGAGCCGGAGCAGGAGCAACCGAUAGACUAUCACAUACCGAAGCGGAGAGGUGAAAAUGAAAACGAAGACGAGGAAAGGAAGAUAAGGGAGCAAAGGAGGAGCCAUUGCUCUAAAGUCAGCAAACCUCUAAUUUCUGUCAGGACAAUAGCUGGAAAACUUCCGGUGACCAUGUCGGCGGCGGCGGGACAUGGAAGAGGAUCUUCCGGUUCUCAAGGAUCCGGAAAUCAAUCGAGCAACGCUUCCUCCGGCGGGGGUGGUAGCAUUAAUUUUAGCGGUGGAUCGUCGGGAGGUAUUGGUGGCGGCGCUAUGGGAGGAGGCACGGGAAGUGGUGGAAUGAAUCCCGGAAGAGACGGUAGGCAGAAUUACGGGCCUAGCAGCCCGCCUACGGGCAGUUUGCCGCCGUUUUACGAAACGUUAAAAGAGAGAAGCAACGGGAACGGUUUCAAUCCUAACGGAAGCAUUUCCUCCAACUAUUUACUUUCAAAUCAACAGAACAUGGACUGCGACACCGGACAGGAUCUCGCUAAUCUGUCUAUAAACGGAAAUCAAAGUCCACCUAAACAAUAUUCGACUUUACAAAAUGCAUCGUACGGCAUCGUCAUGAAAGACGAAAGCGAUUUGGAUAUUUACGAAGGAAAAAUGGAUCCUAUGAAUCAGUUACUUCCUGGUGGAUAUUCCAGCUAUGAUGAAUCCAUGAUGGUAGAUUUAGUAACGGGAACCGUCGUGGAUCCGCUUCAAUUUACAGCCACGCUGACGUUCUCCAGUUCGGCUGAAAACGCGCUACUGGAGAACUUUCCCGACGCGACGGAUCUAUCCACGUUCCUCCAGAGACUUCCAAGCGAAGACAACGACAACGACGAAGUAGGCGCGAACGGCAUCCACUCGCCUUCCAUGACACCCGAUUCCCACCUGCAACCCGUCGGUGACAGCAUCGACUCGUUCAGCGAUCAAAUGUUGAACAGGAACUACGAGAAUCGAGGAAACAACUACGCUCACAACCACUUCUCCAAAAUCUACAACGAAUCGCUGCCGCCCUAUCAAUCGCCGCUGCACGAGAACUCCAUCCAAUCGCAGCUCCACCAGCAGCAGAUGCUGUCUCCGACGCUCUCCUUCAACGGCAGCGGCCUGGACCUGGACUCGCCGACGACCAUGAGCCUGCCAUCACCGGGGGCGGCCAGUUGUUCGCUGGACGGGCAGCACGGCGAAGGGGGCCCCAUCAGCCCUCCAGCUAAUGUGAGUGGCAGGAGGGAUAGCACGGGCAGCGACUCACCCUCUCUGCAAGGGAGGGUUAAUGUGUUACAUAGGUUGGGCCUACCGGCUGAGGUGCAAUUGGAGUUCGUCAACGGCGGUCACGGUAUCAAAAACCCAUUGGCCAACCAGGACGCGGUGCGCGGCAACUCUAGAACUGAGGACAAAACCAAAGUGGCUUCCGUCACGACGGAGGACGGCCAAACGAAUUUCGCUUGCAGAGUGUGCAACAAGACGUUCGCCUUGCAGCGUCUGUUGAACAGGCACAUGAAAUGCCAUUCGGACAUCAAAAGAUACCUGUGCACGUUUUGCGGCAAAGGCUUCAACGACACCUUCGAUUUGAAGCGGCAUACUCGGACGCAUACAGGUGUACGACCGUACAAAUGCAGCCUCUGCGAGAAGUCGUUCACGCAACGCUGCUCCUUGGAGUCGCACUGCCUGAAAGUACACGGUGUCCAGCACCAGUACGCCUACAAGGAGCGGCGCACAAAAGUGUAUGUUUGCGAGGAAUGCGGCCACACGACCAACGAACCCGAAGUCCAUUAUUUGCAUCUCAAAGACAAACAUCCCUACAGCCCCGCGUUGCUCAAAUUCUACGAUAAGAGGUGUAACGUCGGCUGCACGAAACCUAAACCUACUAUAAUUUAUCCGUCCAAUGUAGUAGUUUCUUAAAAUACAAAAAACAUAUUCUCUUCUCGAUUACAUUGGAUCUGUCGAAUCUCUUCUGUGAUAAUAUUUUUCAUUACAAAAAAUUAAAAAAACAUUCUUCAUCUGCAUUAUUGAUAACUGAGAGGUUAUCUACAGGAAAUGGAAAGAAAAACGAGGAAUCAGGCCUAACUAUCGUUAAAGGAGGAAAACCCAUAGGAACGACCGUAUUUUUGGAAACAAUUUUCUAAUACCGUUUCUGAAACUAAGGUGCAUGGUAUACCUACAUGAAAUUUCUAACAUACGUAGGUACGCAUAUAAUGUGUACCUCCUUCAACAUUGUAAUCUACUUAAGAAUAUUUUAAAAUUACCUAAAAUUUCUUAUAAGUAAUAUAUCAUACAAAUUUUCUCGCAAGUUUUUUCAAAAUUAAUUCAAUCUAUUAGUGUAUAAAGUUCUUUAACUUUUGAGAGUAACAUUUUAUUACCUUUGAAAUACAGAAUAGUUUAAUUAUCUGAAGUUAUUUAUAAUAGUAGGUACAUUUUAAUUUUUACUGGUGUUGGAACUAAAUAAGUACAUUACUCACAAUUUGUCUAAAAGCACUAAAUCAGCCCAACGUUAGCAAAUUAUAGAGCUUUUUAGUGCUUUAGCAAGACAAAUGGCAAGUACCUAUUUUUAAUUCAAUACCAGAACAUUAUAAACACACAUGUCGUAAGAUAUUCUAAGAAAUUGAACGAAACUGGUAUACCUGAUAAAUAAAAACAUGAUUGAUUUAAUUUCAAUGGCUUAUUCCCCGUUUAUGUAGCUGUAUUACCGCACUGCUGGCGUCCCUUCGGCGGAAACUAUAAAUAAAAAUCGGGUUUUUUGUGCAAUCAGGUGGAAGGAUUUGGGUAUAAUUUUAAGUAAUAGUAGCUUAGAUGGAAAUGUUAUAAAUAUUGGAGCGACGUUAGAAUUCGGAAUAUAAAAAUUAUAUUAAUACGAAUUUCGAAUGAGCAUAUCUGGCAGGAGGUUCUUGAGUGAACUACUACAACAUUAUAGAAUAAUAAAAUUACAAUCUGUUAAUAGAUUAGGUUAUAGGUAAUAAUAAUUUGUUAAAUGCACAUGAAAUUUUUUGUGGAUUGUUAAUAAAUUAGAUAUUUAUUGUGUAAUGUGAUUUGCUCAUUGGAAAUGUUUUUCUGGACUUCAAUGCGUUCCUUUAUUAUGUCAAUUCUGGUGCUUCAUAGCAAAUACUUCGAACUAUGGUGCUACAGAAUGUUCAUUUUUCAAGAAAUAGUAAUGUCUUGUUGUGAUCCUUUCUUUAUAUUACAACGAACAAAUUUUGCAAUACAUUAGCGUUUCGUUUUAAGAGUGAGAAUUUGUUAUAUGUGUGGAAUGAGUGUUGUUUGUACAUAGAAAAAAAUAUUUAGUUUAUCUUUAAGUAACUAUUGUUUAUCUUAUAGUUGAACUUUUUGUGUUAGUGUGUACUAUUUAAUUUUGUUUGCCAGUGUACCUAGAGAUGUUGAAAUGGAUUUUAAUAUUAUUUAUAUUUCUUUUUUCUUACUUUACAUUACAGUAUUUACUUCCUUCUUUUGUAUAUUUUAUACCGUUAAACUUAUUGAACUGAGUUUGAUUCGAGGUUUUAUAUUUUAUUUAAAAGAGAAUAAACAAUUAGCUUUAACUUUUUUUACUCAUCUCUCAUUACCUUUAUUUCUAUAACUUGAUAUUUG
This is a messenger RNA of Phyllotreta striolata, 4379 nucleotides long. Lineage: Eukaryota; Metazoa; Arthropoda; Insecta; Coleoptera; Chrysomelidae. The record is from the annotation of a GenBank genome assembly.